Messenger RNA from Achroia grisella, 631 nucleotides. RefSeq lists its product as uncharacterized. Lineage: Eukaryota; Metazoa; Arthropoda; Insecta; Lepidoptera; Pyralidae. The transcript has a single exon. The record is from RefSeq and is a predicted model, not a curated record. The annotation marks the transcript as partial.
AUGCCUAGAGAUAACUCAUCCGAAACACCUGUAAAGGGUAUGAGCAGCACAUAUACCAUGGACAAGCGUGAGAGGCAGAAUGUGGCGGAUGAUGAAUCGAUGGAUUGCACGGCGUUGAAUACCACGGAGGAGUUUAAAAUAGAGCUGGCACUGGAAAUUAAAGAUUUUAGAAGUGAGCUGAAAUGUGUGCGAGAAGAAAUGAAGGUUCUUCGUCAGGAAAUGGCAGAAUACAGAGCUUCGGUCGCCGCCUGUAACACUCGAAUAGACAACAUGGAGCGAAGGCUAGACGUCGUAGAGCAAAAGGUUUCGGAGGCUGGUGUGGGCCGCACAGCUGAGCUAGAGGAAGUGGUACAUUCGUUACAAUCCCAGUUAAAUGAACGAGACCAGGAGUUACUCUCAAACGAUGUUGAGAUAGUGAACAUACCGGAGAUACAGGGAGAAAAUCCGUAUCACAUAGCAUCGGUGGUAGCAGCCAAGCUGGGUAUGCCGCUGGAGGAGCGCGACAUAGUAUCCGUGUCCCGAGUGGGGGCGCCGCGCGGCGGGGGGCGAGCAAGCGUCCAGCCGCCCGCGCCCUCUAGUUGUUACGUUCGCCCGACGCUCAUUGCGGGACCGACUGCUCCAAAGCGCUCGA